UAAGCUUGGCGAAUACCAAAGAGAACACGAAGACGCAGCCACAGACAUGCCGGCCUACGUCUCAAAUCCCAUUAACGCAUAUCUGCUGACAAAACGAUUGACCACCGAUUGGCGGCAGGUGGAGAAUUUAAUGGCGCACGAUGUAGGCGUCGAAUUCCUCACUAAUAUUACCAACUAUCGACAUGUCCUGAAGUUUCCCUCAGAUGAGGACUUAAAUGGUGCGGCAGUGGCGUUAAUGCGUUUACAAGACACCUAUAAGCUAGAUACGUCCAGUGUGGCACGUGGCAUGCUCAACGGCAUACAGUACAGUACGGCAAUGUCUUCAGAUGACUGCUUCGAGUUGGGUCGCCAAUCUUAUGUCAAUCAUGAUUAUUACCACACAGUUUUAUGGAUGAAUGAGGCAAUGACACGCCUCCAAGAGGAACCACACAAUCAAACACAAACUUUCACACGCGCCGAUAUUUUGGAAUAUCUGGCAUUUUCCACCUACAAACAAGGUAACGUUGAAAGCGCACUCACGAUGACUAAUGAACUGCUAGAAUUAACACCCGAUCAUGAACGCGCUCGUGGUAAUAAGGUGUUCUACGAGAAGGAAAUUGCCGAGCUUAAAGCUGAAAGUAAAGUUAAAGGUGACGAUGGCAGUGACAGCACACCGGUCUCCGACUUGCCCAUCAGCAAAGGCGAUCCCAGCUUAUAUACUUUCAACGAGCGCAAAUCUUACGAAAUGCUUUGUCGUGGCGAACUGAAGCCGUCGCCAGCGGAUUUGCGUCCAUUGCGCUGUCGCUAUGUGAAUAAUAACGUGCCGUUCCUGCGUUUAGGACCACUUAAACUCGAAGAAGCCUACUUGGAUCCAUACAUUGUGAUCUAUCAUGACGUAAUGCGAGAUAACGAGAUUGAGUUGAUAAAGAAGAUGGCACGUCCACGCUUCCGUCGCGCUACGGUACAGAAUUCGGUGACUGGUGAAUUGGAAACCGCUAAUUAUCGUAUCAGUAAAUCGGCUUGGUUACGCACAGAAGAGCACGAGAUCAUUGAGAAUAUUGUGCAACGCACGGAGGAUAUGACGGGUCUAGAUAUGAGCGUGGCGGAAGAAUUGCAAGUUGUGAACUAUGGCAUAGGGGGACACUAUGAACCACACUUUGAUUUUGCAAGGAAAGAUGAAGUUCGCGCUUUCCAAGGGCUCAAUACUGGCAACCGCAUUGCAACGGUGCUCUUCUAUAUGAGCGACGUAGAACAAGGUGGCGCCACCGUCUUCACAAAUAUACGUAUUGCUUUGUGGCCCAAGAAGGGAUCGGCCGCUUUUUGGUACAAUUUGCACAAAUCCGGUGAAGGCGAUUACAGAACUCGUCAUGCCGCCUGCCCCGUUCUUACAGGCUCUAAAUGGGUUUCCAACAAAUGGAUACAUGAACGAAAUCAAGAGUUCCGUCGCCCUUGUGGACUUGAACCUGAUCAUGGCGAAUUUGCAAUCUAGUGCAAAUUAAAAAAAUAUACAAAACAACAAUAGAAGCUUAAAUCAGCAGAUUGAUUGGACUUGUUAUCAGUACUUGUACUCGGACUUAGCUGACAAUUUCUAAACAAACUAACUUAUUUUACAAGCUCUAUGGUUCAGCUUUAUUUUCUUAUACACAUUGAACUUGUUUAAAACCAUUUUAGAAUCUCUGCCGAAAAUUGUGUGCAAUGAACUCGUUAGAAAAUUCGAAUUUAAAUUGAACGCGGCAUUCAAAAAAUAUUCACCAUUCACCAGCAGGGAUGUAUUUAGACAAUAUGAAUGGAUUCAUCCGAGAAAUUCGAUAUGCCAUUUUAUAAAUGCCGAAAAUUUCCGGAGUGCUAUCCGGACUGCACGUAAAUUUAGUGAAUUUAGAUGCUUAAUUGUUAAGUACUUUUUUUAUUCUACUUAUAUGUGUAUGUAUGUAUUUAGUUUUCAUAUGAAAUUUUAUAAAUUAUGUAAAUAUAGAAUGAAUUAGAAAUGUUUUAAAA
This is a messenger RNA of Bactrocera dorsalis (oriental fruit fly), 1974 nucleotides long. RefSeq names its product prolyl 4-hydroxylase subunit alpha-1. NCBI's taxonomy places the organism in Eukaryota, Metazoa, Arthropoda, Insecta, Diptera, Tephritidae. Gene Ontology annotation, molecular function: L-ascorbic acid binding; iron ion binding; procollagen-proline 4-dioxygenase activity. Gene Ontology annotation, biological process: peptidyl-proline hydroxylation to 4-hydroxy-L-proline. Gene Ontology annotation, cellular component: endoplasmic reticulum. The record is from RefSeq and is a predicted model, not a curated record.